Molecule: messenger RNA, 882 nt
Organism: Pedinophyceae sp. YPF-701
Lineage: Eukaryota; Viridiplantae; Chlorophyta; Pedinophyceae
Source: the annotation of a GenBank genome assembly
AUGCUGUUCGCCGCGUGCGUGCUUGUGCGGGUGCCGCCGCGACGACGCACGCCUCCGCGGAACGCUUGCAGGCCGCGCGAAGAGGACAUUGAGCCCGAGCUCGCCUCCGAGGACGACGACGACGCGCCCCCAGGACCGGCGCCUCCGGCCGCGACGCCGCGCGCAGCAGUCAGCCUGCAUGAGUCAGCCCCGGCCGACGUGGCCGGCCAGGACGCCGGCGCCUCGCCGGAAGUGCCAGCGCUCCCGAAGAGCGCGCCGCCCGCCGCGCGGCCCUCCGGCUUGAUGUCGCAGCAGCGGGCCUUCCUGCAAAGCAACGCGCCAAAGGCGGGGGCUGGCCUGCGUCCCGGCGGCCUCUCGCACCUCGGCGUGGGCGGGCAGUCGCUGUGCGCACGGAUGCGCGGCGUCGAGAGCGGCAUCCGGAAGCUCGAGGCGCGGCUGGAGCAGCGCGCCCCGAGGGGGAGUAUUCCUUCCCCCCCCCCCAAGACCGCUGGCCGGGAGGCGGCUGCGGCGCCGUUCGUGGCGCGCGUGGUCGCUACGUCGUGGAUGACCACGCACCUCGCGGUGCACUGCGUGCCCGUCGCGGUGCUGGAGGCGCAGGUGCAGUGGGUGAUUGGCGCGCAACACUCGAGCGCAGACAGGGACGCGGGCAGCGAAGGCAGCGCGCAGCAGAAGUCGCAGGCGUCGCAGCGUGGCCAGCCCGCGCGCGCGGCGCUCGACGGGAGCACGUCUGUGGUGGUGCUGGUGCCCGCUGCGACGGCCCGCAAGCUCGAAGUGCUUGAGGGGGGGCGCAUUGCCGUGCAGGCGCCCUGGUGCGUGGUGCUGGGGGCGGGGGACCCGGGCGUGGCGGUCGUGCUGGGACACCUCUUCGAGGUCGGCAGGUGA